Molecule: messenger RNA, 1147 nt
Organism: Gasterosteus aculeatus aculeatus (three-spined stickleback)
Lineage: Eukaryota; Metazoa; Chordata; Actinopteri; Perciformes; Gasterosteidae
Gene: gch1
Product: GTP cyclohydrolase 1
Biological process (GO): tetrahydrobiopterin biosynthetic process; tetrahydrofolate biosynthetic process
Cellular component (GO): cytoplasm
Molecular function (GO): GTP binding; zinc ion binding; GTP cyclohydrolase I activity
Source: RefSeq, a predicted model, not a curated record
GUUCAACUUAAAGAACGCAAGUGCGACGUCACGCGACGCACCGACUCAACAAGUGGCCGCCCGAGAGCCGAAAGUCCACCACAGAAGAAGAAGAAGUGAUGGAGCACUCCGAACCGACCGAGCAGGCGGACGGCGGCUCCGCGCUCAACGGACACUUUGACCGGACGGGGAAGCGGCCGGUACCGGGCGGCUCCGGGUGCGCUUCAGCCGCCGCGUCCGCCGGCGCGCCGCAGCCUCCGCGCGCGGAGCCCGGCGCGCCGCGGCCGGUGAUGGAGAGCUGGCGGGAGGAGCGCACCAGGAGCGUGGAGGACAACCAGACCAGCCUGCCGUCCCUGGCCGCGGCGUACACCACCAUCCUGCGGGGGCUCGGGGAGGACCCGCAGCGGCAGGGGCUCCUGAAGACCCCGUGGAGGGCCGCCACCGCCAUGCAGUUCUUCACCAAAGGCUACCAGGAGAAGAUCAUCGACGUGCUGAACGACGCCAUCUUCGACGAGGACCACGACGAGAUGGUGAUCGUCAAAGACAUCGACAUGUUCUCCAUGUGUGAACAUCACCUGGUGCCCAUCUUCGGCAGGGUUCACAUCGGCUACCUGCCCAACAAGAGAGUCCUGGGCCUCAGCAAGCUGGCCAGGAUCGUGGAAAUCUACAGCCGGCGACUACAAGUUCAGGAGCGGUUGACCAAGCAGAUCGCCGUGGCGAUCACCGAGGCGCUGAAGCCCACCGGAGUGGGCGUGGUCAUCGAGGCGACUCACAUGUGCAUGGUGAUGCGCGGCGUGCAGAAGAUGAACAGUAAGACGGUCACCAGCACCAUGCUGGGGGUCUUCAGGGAGGACCCCAAGACCCGCGACGAGUUCCUGGCGCUCAUCAGGAGCUGAUGAUGUCGGCCUCCUCCUCCUCCUGUUGCCCGCGGUUACCGCCACCUCCACGGACCAGGCGCCAGUGCGGCCGUGUGUGUGUGUGUGUUUGUGUGUAUAUUCGUGUGUGUGUGUGUGUGUGUGUGUGUGUGUGUGUUUGCUGUGACUCUUCGUCGGUCAGAUAAGGAGAAGCGACGCCUUGUUUAUUUUUCAGGACUUCACCCUUUUAGCUGUUUGCUCCGUUCUGCGCUCACAGACGGAGGAAAACACACGAAGCCGUUUCUUUGUCUCAA